UUAUUUUUUAUUUCUUUUGCCGUGCAUUAAAUUAUUUCCUUAUUUGAUUAAAAAAAAAACUUUAUUUCCUUUUUUUUUUCUCAAUUAAGAGAAUCUUCAAUUGGGUAACUAAUUUCGGGAUUAAUUGGUCGUUUUUUUUAUUUGUGGUCACAAUAAAGACACUAAACAAAGAAUAAAUAUCAUAACUCUUUCUCUCUUCAAUUUCUGAUCUUUUUCCAUGGCCUCUGUAGUACCUCUUCCUUUGAAUUUCAAUACUCUUAGUUCAGAGAGAUUGAGGUUUGGUUCGUGUUCGAGGAAGAAGAAGAAGAAUCCCACUAAAAAUGCCACCUUUGUUUGUAAAGCUGCUACUUCUCUUGUUUUUCGGGAUCUCGACGCUGAUGAUUUUCGCCACCCUCUUGACAAACAGAACACACUGAUUUUGAGGGCAAUUCCUGGGUUGAACGAGCUUGGAAAAGCUUUAUUAGGGUCUGUUUCAGAACAAGUGAUGCUUUUGGAGAAUAUUGGAACUUCAGUUCUUGUAUCUGAAAAUCAGCUACCUGAACUACACCAGUUAAUGAUUGAAGCAGCAAAAAUAUUGAACAUUGAGUCACCUGAUCUGUAUGUUCGUCAAAGUCCAGUACCAAAUGCAUAUACUUUAGCCAUAAGUGGUAAAAAGCCAUUUAUUGUGGUUCAUACUAGCCUUGUGGAGCUUUUGACUCGAAAAGAGUUACAGGCUGUUUUGGCUCAUGAAUUGGGUCAUUUGAAAUGCGACCAUGGUGUGUGGCUUACAUUUGCAAAUAUUCUUACCCUUGGAGCUUAUAGUGUACCUGGGCUUGGUGGGUUGAUAGCUCAGAGUUUAGAAGAACAGUUAUUUCGUUGGCUUCGAGCAGCUGAGUUAACUUGUGAUCGUGCAGCUCUUCUUGUUGCCCAAGAUUCAAAGGUGGUAAUAUCUGUGCUGAUGAAGUUAGCUGGGGGCUGUCCAUCUAUGGCUGACCAACUAAAUGUUGAUGCAUUUCUGGAACAAGCUCGGUCUUAUGAAAAAGCUUCAUCAAGCCCGAUGGGUUGGUACAUAAGAAAUGCUCAGACGAGACAACUCUCUCACCCGUUGCCUGUUUUACGUGCUCGUGAGAUUGAUGAAUGGUCCAGAGGUCAUGAUUAUAAAUACCUUCUCAAACGCGCAGCGCAAAACAGUGUUGUAUAGACAAUUGAAGAUAAAGCGAAAAUACACAACUUCUUAUCGAAAUUUCAAACAAUCCCAUGCAGAAGGAUUGACAGUGUUAAUAGAAGAUUUGUUCAAAAUUUAUAGCUGCUGUUAAAACCUUUCCAGCUGCCAUAUUCCAUGUGAUAUUAUCAUGUCAAGUCUUGUGCAUAUAGUUCUUAGGAGACACGUAUGUAUACUCUUUUUCAAGACUCAUCUUAUACUUUUUGAGUGUAAAAAACAUAGAAAGAAAGAAUGAUUCUUAUAGAAUUGAACUUAUAGAACAGAUGAGAUCAUUUCUUAGUAUUUAUAUACAGAUUUACUAUUGUUUUAUCUUGAUGAUUGUAUAAACUUGUGUAUGGAUUGUUUCCACCCACAUAAGAAAAUAAAUUAUACGUUUGGUAUUUGAACAAAAAAA
This is a messenger RNA of Cannabis sativa, 1595 nucleotides long. RefSeq names its product plastoglobule-localized metallopeptidase 48, chloroplastic. The record is from RefSeq and is a predicted model, not a curated record. The transcript is spliced from 9 exons. Gene Ontology annotation, cellular component: endoplasmic reticulum membrane. NCBI's taxonomy places the organism in Eukaryota, Viridiplantae, Streptophyta, Magnoliopsida, Rosales, Cannabaceae. Gene Ontology annotation, biological process: CAAX-box protein processing. Gene Ontology annotation, molecular function: metalloendopeptidase activity. Bases 218 to 1180 code for a protein of 320 amino acids.